UGUCUUACGUUUACGCCAUCAUUGAAUGAAUGCACCUUCUCUCUCUCUCGACUAUAUUUCUUACUGAGAAGACAGGGCAUUAGGCUAGUUUUUGCACAUUUUGUAACGUUAAACCAUGUCGGAUACUGUUCAAAGGCCAGAAGUCAGUCAAGAAGAGGAAUCAACCGAUCGGAAGAAACAGAAAAUUGAAACACAAACGGAUACGAACAGUGGCAAAGGAUCUGCACAUCAAAAUGUUUUAGCAAAUUUUCUAAUUAAGUCAGUGCUGCGUGAUUCAACGCGGGAGAAAACAAUAUUCAUUCAUGGAGAGGUGGAAGACCAGGAGGCAAUUGUAAUCAUGGAGAAGACUCCCAUAGGCCAUGACUCCCUCGCUGAGAUGCUGAAAGACUCCACCCUGGAGCUGAAGAUGAAAAAUGACAUCUACAGCACUUACCAGCUCAUUCCUCCAGCCCAUCUAAGUGAUAUGAAAACAACAGUGAUUUGCCCAGCAACCCAAAAGCAUGUGAAGAAGUACCAGGUCCAGGAGACAUUCCUGGUGGAGGAGACGGAGGAGGACUAUCGUUCUAUCACCCUCCCCUACAUUCAGAGCCAAAGCUUCAGUGUGCAGUGGGUUUACAAUAUCUUGGAGAAAAAAGCAGAGGCUGAACGGAUAAUUUGUGAAGAUCCAGAUCCCAAAACUGGUUUUGUUUUGCUCCCAGAUUUUAAAUGGGACAUGAAGCAGCUUGACGACCUGUACUUGAUUGCCAUUGUUCGUUCAAGGGACAUAAAGAGCCUGAGGGACCUCAGAUCAGAGCACGUCCCUUUGCUUGAAAACAUCUUGAGGAAAGGGCAGGAGGCCAUUCUUAAAAAGUUCAGUGUCCCUGCUUGCAAGCUCCGUAUUUACCUGCACUACCAGCCGUCCUACUACCACCUGCACGUGCACUUCACCUCUCUGAGUCACGAUGCGCCAGGCUGCGGGGUGGAGAGAGCCCACCUGCUCUCAGACGUCAUCUUGAACCUGAAGGGAAGCCCCAUGUACUACCAGAAGCGCCCACUGUUCUUUCCCCUACAGGCAGAUGACAACCUCGCCGUCAAGUUCAGAGAGGCUGGAAAGCUCCCAAACUGCUGACUGAACAGUUUACUGUCUUUUUAAAUGAUUGUGAUUUUUUUUAAAGUGGUUUUGUAUAAAUGUGUGUUUUUCUCUUUUUUUAUAAUAAAAAAAAUGACAGCUGUUUUAAUUCAA
Alosa alosa (allis shad) is the source of this 1222-nucleotide messenger RNA. It is a transcript of the gene dcps, whose product is annotated as decapping enzyme, scavenger. The coding region runs from base 116 to 1108 and encodes 330 amino acids. The transcript has 6 exons. Lineage: Eukaryota; Metazoa; Chordata; Actinopteri; Clupeiformes; Clupeidae. Gene Ontology annotation, biological process: deadenylation-dependent decapping of nuclear-transcribed mRNA. Gene Ontology annotation, molecular function: RNA 7-methylguanosine cap binding; hydrolase activity. Gene Ontology annotation, cellular component: nucleus; P-body. The record is from RefSeq and is a predicted model, not a curated record.